Besnoitia besnoiti is the source of this 2559-nucleotide messenger RNA. Its product is annotated as RNA pseudouridine synthase superfamily protein. The transcript has 9 exons. Gene Ontology annotation, molecular function: pseudouridine synthase activity; RNA binding. Bases 1 to 2559 code for a protein of 852 amino acids. Gene Ontology annotation, biological process: pseudouridine synthesis. Lineage: Eukaryota; Apicomplexa; Conoidasida; Eucoccidiorida; Sarcocystidae. The record is from RefSeq and is a predicted model, not a curated record.
AUGGACGCGCAAAAUGAAACGCGGAGCAGAGUCCCGAACAGGGCUGCUGCCCUCAGCGCUGCCAUGGCGGGCGAUGCACCCGCGUACCCCCUCUCUGGCGGCGAGGCCGGAGAUGUGACUACUUCUGCACCUCGCUUUCCCGUGCCUGACGACUUCAAGGUUGUCGCCGAUCCUGUUUACCGUGCGGUCAAAGUGGUGCCCCCGUACUGGCAUACUUUCGAGACCGAUGUGAAAAUGCGCUGGAGAGACAGAUCCAUUUUUGAGGUCGUUACCAGCGAGUUCCGCUCGCGACCGACGUCUUACUACCAGCAUGCGAUUGACAGCGGGAAGUUCAUCCUGGUGAACCAGCGGGCUUGCACACGCGACACAGUCCUCCGCAAUGGCGACCACCUCACGCACAGGACGCUUGAGAUUGAGUUCGCUAUACCGGCCGCAACUCCCGUACGCAUUCUUUACGAGGAUGAGGAGCUUCUCGCAGUUUUCAAGCCGGCUGGCAUACCAGUUCACCCGCAGGGACGGUACACACAGGCCUCCCUCACUGGGAUUCUGAAGAGGUUUCACUUGCGACAGGACGCGUCCGCGUACUUGCAUCCCAUCAACCGUCUCGACCGAGUCACGGCAGGAGUUGUUAUUCUGGCAAAAAACCCAACGCAGGCACGAACUCUGACUACUGCCAUCGCUUCUGCCAUUAAGAUUUACGUCGCGAGAGUGCGAGGAAACUUCGCCGAAAUCGUGGAACGCGUCAGGGCGGCCGCCCGUGCAUGCCCUCCAUCUGCUGAGCGGGGCGUGUCUUUAGAAGUCACGGCGACAGCGGCCGCUUGCUCCACUGAUGCAGACACCUUCGACGAACGCAAGUUAUCGCGCGCCGACGAACAUCGGGAUGGGCGUGGCACAAAGAAUAAUUUUGUCAAUGGACUGACGCAUGAGAAUACAACUGACAGCAACUCAACUGGCAGUGCGCCAACACUCUUGCGGGAGACGGACACCUCUCCAGACGCCCCGUCGUUGGAAAAAGACAUUUCGGGCACCGCAGAACACAGGAAGAGCCCAGAGUCCGCGCCCUCCGUCACAGAGAGGCGGAAGAGGAAAGAGGAAAAGCGUCGCCAGAAGGCGGAAAAGAAGCUGCGGCGAGAAGAGCAAUAUGAGCAGCGUCAACGGGAGCACGAACUGAAGAUGUCGCGACAGAACGCAGCCGACGAGGAUUUCUCCAUAGAGGAGGCUACGCGUAGAGGCAUCUUCUCCGUUAUCACGGUUUCGGCGCCACACAAGCGACCGCCCGUCUCUUGUCGAAGCGCUGAACAGACGACCUCAGCCACAGGAGAUCACUCUACUGUUCUGGCAUCGAAUGACGCGGCGUGCGCCGAAGGAGCAUGCGAGGGCAGAGCGAGCGGCAGCCCUGGAGGCUGUUGUUCCAGGACACAGGAUCCAUCUCCUGAAGUUCAGCACGAGCAGACGUGGCUUAAAGUCUCUGCUCGUCUGGUCGUGUCCAGCUGCCUCGUAGGGCGGCAAUUGGCGGUGGGCUGGAAUGAGGAGCUUGGCAAAGAAGCGGAGACAGUUUUCAAGACGCUUCACUAUGACGAGAAUAGCGGGACUUCCCUUGUGGCUUGCGUUCCGCUCACUGGUCGGACUCAUCAGAUCCGCAAGCACUUGCAUAUCCUAGGUGCCUCGAUUAUCGGAGACGCCUUGUAUUCAUCCAGUUCGACUUCAAGAAUACCGGAGUCGCCGCUAGAGUCUUCCCCAGAGGACAUAGUUGCGGUAACCUCACUUGCCGACUCUACCGUUGCAAAGAACCGGCCGCCCGGCGAUGCCAGUGCUCUUCCUCGGAGAGCGUCCAGCGAGAGAAGCGUACCGGUUUCCUUCAGCUUAGACGAGCUACGGGAAGUGAAUCGUGGAAGUAUUGACUGCAUCUGCCCACAGUGCAGAAGGCUUACAAAUACGAAUUCUACAGCACUCGACACCUCUCAGGUGGGUGACUGCCGCUUCCUGGGAGCGCUUCGGGAAAUCGCUGGACUUUCCGAUGUGGCUGUAUCGCCCGAUGGCCAGACGGCAGAAGCGCGAUACGUGAUUGAGGAGCCAUGCGCGAUUGACCUGAUUUCAUUCGCCUAUCUCUUCGACACACCAAGCAACGGAUCGGGCGCCGCGGCGACAGACGCCCCACGAGGAUGUGAUGCAUCGGAGUGGCUACAACCGACUGCAGGUGAUGGCAAAAUCGAGACUCCAAAAGGUUUGCGUUCCGACUGUGGGUUUCCCGAGGUAGCCGCUGCUGCAGAGGCCGCACAUGGGCGACGAAAGAGCCCCGGAGUCACCACGUGUGUUCACAGAACUGAAUCAAAAGGUUUAGCGGGGGCGAGCCCGUCCGACAGGACAGGAAAAGCUUCGACCCCCGAUGCCGCCGUUGCCUCGCCGUGUCAUAGUACCCGAUUUCUUAUUGCGUGCCCCCCGGACAUCAUGCCAACUUGGACUUAUCCGGCGGCGCCGCAGGAGCUCCGUUCCCUUUUCGGCUGUUUGCGCGCCCUGCGGAAGUUUAACAAGUCUUCGGAAGCGGGAGCUUCCAGGUGA